Messenger RNA from Penicillium subrubescens, 1176 nucleotides. RefSeq lists its product as uncharacterized. The record is from RefSeq and is a predicted model, not a curated record. NCBI's taxonomy places the organism in Eukaryota, Fungi, Ascomycota, Eurotiomycetes, Eurotiales, Aspergillaceae. Bases 1 to 1176 code for a protein of 391 amino acids. The transcript has a single exon.
AUGGGCUUGGUCUAUAUCUUGACCUUUUUGGUCAUUCUUAUCGUUUCCUAUACUCUACAUGAAUCAACAUAUCAUUUCGAACGUGUGGUUGCGAGGGCUAUCUUGCCAGAUUGUUUCGGAGCUCGAUGGUCGCCACGUCCACAUCUUUGGGAUCUCGACAUGAACAAAGAGCGGCAACCAAUCCUCCUCACUUUAAAAUCCCCCUUUUCAUCAUUCAAAGUCUACUAUCUACCUCCAUUAGUGGCAUCCGACCGUCACCAAGUGAUUGUGGGAUUCCCAGGAAACAAGAACAAUGUCGGAGCAUUAAUGGAAAGUUUCUGGUCUUACCAUGGAGAUGAAGUUCACAUGAUACUGGUCAACACUCCCGGUUAUGGGAGUUUCGAUGAAGACCGCUCAGAGCCAAUGACCGACAAGCACCACCGUCUCUUAGAGCCAUGGCUGAGGGCCAUUGUUCAAACUUUGCAACGAGAAUUGUUGAGUCCAUCUGAGAUUCAAUGGGCCGAAUUUGACCCUCGUGCAGUCAUAAAAGAAAACGGUCAGAUCCAAAUCAAGUCACUCAGAAUAGGAGAUCUUCCAAAGUCCUUCAAUGAUUUCGACAUUGCGCCGGUAGGCAGAUCUUUCGGCGUUUUUGCGGCCUCUAUAACGCGCCCACGGGGAGGACUGAUUGGCUAUACGCCUUUCCAAGGAAUUGCAAAGCUGGACUUGGCUGGAUGGUGGGGGAUCCUUUGGCGCUGGGCUAGACAUCGCAAUCCGUUUCCAAAUUGCGGCAAGCGCGUCAUUCUUGAUGACCCAUCGAUCAAACUCACCGAUGAGCAACGUCGUUUUAUUGAAGAUUAUGACGGGGAAGUGUUCACGGGAUUGAUGUCAGAGCUGGUCCCAGACCCUACCAAAGGUGAAGCUUCCCUACUGAUCGUUGCGACCAAAGAGAAUGUCGUUGGUUCGGUCGAGAUGUCUAUUCGCAAGGCUCCGGGUGUUACGGUAAUCGAACGCAAAGGAAAUCACCGCCUUCGAGCAGAUAAGGAUUACCGGGAAUCAGUGAAAAAGUAUCUCACCGAGAGCUGGAAAGCUCACCAGGAACGAUGGACGAGGCGCAUGCCGCCGGUGGAGGUUUGCGGCGAUGAUCAGUCUCAAUGGUCUCCUUUCAUCAUCCCCUCUUGUCAGCCCCCCUCGUCUUGA